Molecule: messenger RNA, 1623 nt
Organism: Ochlerotatus camptorhynchus
Lineage: Eukaryota; Metazoa; Arthropoda; Insecta; Diptera; Culicidae
Product: transmembrane protein 185B
Exons: 6
Coding region: 192-1238 (348 amino acids)
Source: RefSeq, a predicted model, not a curated record
UCGCCUUCAUCAGAACCAAAAGAGUGUGUGUUGUUUUCCGAGCUUUUCUGCGGUCACCGUCGUCAGCAAAAGAACAGUAGUUUUUUGUAGUUGAGUUUUUUCGUUUUUGAUUUCAAUCGCUGCCGUGGACAACCAUGCCCCCGAAGUGACCGUGCGUGCUCGUCAGGAUUGCUCGCCGUGUGUCUGCUACGAUGAAUCUUCAAUCCUUAUUUCAGGACUUCAAUCCGAGUAAAUUCGUAGUGCAUUGCUGUUUGUUUACAUUUACCGUCCUAUUUUGUCUACGUUUGGACGAGAUCAUAGAUUGGCCCUACUGGGUGAUAUUCAUUCCGCUAUGGGUAUGGAAGUCGAUAGCCACACUAGGAGCGAUCGUCGGGGCGAUAGUAUGGUGUCGGUAUCCACACUACAGGGUCGAGGGAGAUUCCUAUUCGCACUUCAAGGCCAUGCUGAUAUCGCUGUCGCUCCAUCUGAUAUUGCUGAUGUUCGAGCUGUUAGCUUGUGAUCGACUGAUGUCGGGGCGACACCUGUGGGUGCUGGUGUUCAUCCCGCUGAUCUUUGGUAGCGUUGCCAGCGUAGGAGCCUGCGUUUGGGCUGUAAAACACGAUCGAUCGUUUGAGCUGGAACUGUUCUGUGCAGUCAACGCACUGCAGUUCGUGUUCCUGCCCCUCAAACUGGACGGAUUCGUAUCCUGGAGUUGGGAAGUGGUAUUCGUACCGCUGUGGAUUGUCCUGUGUCUCAGCUUGGUGGCAGUACUGUACAGUAUAAUUUUCUGUGGAAUCCUCCUUCGAACGCCGGAGGUUUCAGCCCAGCAGAAGAAAUCGGCCAUCAAUUCCGCGAUCGGCAACUGCGCCACCGUGCUUCCAAUCCUAGUAUUUCAGGUGCUGUUGGCCGACAAGUUGGACGAGGAUCUCGAUUGGCCGUUCAUAGCCGUGGCUGGACCACUACUGCUUGCCCUGUUUGUACUGAUUCUGUUGAGCUUCAACGCCAAGGGUGGCAAUAAGUGGUGGUUCGGCAUACGGAAAAACUUUUCCCAGUUCCUGCUCGGAGUCCUGCCGUGUCUGCAGGAGUACGGUAACAUAUCAUAUCACACGGAGAGUGCCGGCCAAACGCAGCCCCUGGACACGACCGUGCAGUUGGAAGAGUUUGAAAAGUACGACAAAAAGGGAAAGAAAGCGCUGAGCAAAAAGAAUGACCAUCUCAAACCAGUCGUGCCGAUCAUCAGCAUCGACCUGCCAGAUUAACGGGUGAGAAAAAAGAAGAGAGAGCGAAAAGAAAGCUGAACUCGGUUAAGCAAGGCCCCUUUUUACUCACAAUACGUUACUACUUCUAAAGCUAAAGCUAGGCACAAUUUCUAGGAAAAGAAAAAAAGAUAACUAAUUUAUUGGAUCUGUUAGGAGCUGAGUGGAGUGUCGCUUUCCGUGUUCCAACUUGCUAGCGGAGCGGCAAAAGGUGGCAAGGAAGACUACUUGCCGCACGCAUUGUGAUUGAUGGAAAACUCCUUCGUUCAUCUGAAUUUAAACUCGCCAUAUUAUUUCAUUAUUCAUUUUGUUUUUUAAAGCUAACCAUUCAUAUCGUUUAUUGGACUAUUUUCCCCUGUAAGAUUGUUAGAACUUUUUUUAUUUCACU